UUUCUAGACGCAGCUGACGAUGUAAACAAGAGAAGACAGUCGAGGGCAACAGGGAUCAAAUAGGCCGGUGCUACCGCAAAUGAUAGCCAUUAUAUACUCAUAAACGGCUGACAUGGGGCUGCCUGUUACUAUUAAAGUCAACUUCCGGGGGAAUGUGAAGAGAUUUCUGGCUCAGGAUUUGGACAAGUUGGAGUGGGAAUCCGUUGAAGCCUGGAUCAAAGCAUCUUUUGGGAUCAACCACUUUCAAGCCAAAUACUUUGAUGAGGAUAAUGAAGAGAUUUGCAUAAACAGUCAAGAUGAAUAUGAAGAGGCAAUCAAGAGUGCUGAGAAGCAGGGGAACCAGUUGCACAUGAACGUGUACAAGAUGAAAGGGCAGGCCUGUGGAGGCCCACUGAAGACAGAGGUGAAGGAGCUGAAAGGAGACCUCCGGCCUGCUCCUCCUUAUCCUUCAAGGGUCAAAACUGUGGACAAAGGCACACAGGUCACCCCAGAGCGAGAAGCUGUCACAGUAAAAGACAGCAAGGGAAACAAACCAGAAGAUGAGCCACCUCCCAUGUGGUUUAGAUCAUACAUGGAGAAGUUUAAAGAUGAGGUGGUGAAAGAGGUAGUGGAAAGGAUGUGCAAUGAUUUUUCUGGCCAGUGUUGUACCCACAAAUCAUUUGAUGGGCCCCCUGAGGCCAUUGGGGCCAGUGGCGGCCCUACAGCACCCAGACCAGGCCCCUCCACCUCAAAUGGAUCCCUUGGCUACACCCCAAACUGCAGCAGCUGCAACAAACUCACAUCUGAAGGAGCCUACAAGUGCAGCGUUUGCCCGUCCUGCAUCCUGUGUGAGAUGUGCAGGCAUAGCCAUGAUCCUAGCCACAACCUCGUGAGAACCAAGACACCUCUCUCCAUCCCUGAGCAUGGCAUGUCAGGAGAGUUGAGGUUCCCAAGGCGAGGAGACAGGACAGUGCGCAAGGCUGAGCGACAGCGCCUCAAAGCUGAAAGGAGGCAGCUAAGAGCUGAAGUGAAGGAAAUCAAGAAGAAACUGAGACUGGAGAAGAGGGGGCUGCAGUGGAGUGGGCCCUCUACCUCAGGCAGAGCCAACCUGACAAACAUGGCCUCAGCGUCCACCCAGGUCCCAGCCCUGCCCCCCCCUGCUGCCUCAGAAACAGCCUCAGGUCCAGCCCCAACCCAUGGUCCCAUCCCUGCCCCGGUCCCUGAUCCCCAGGCCUCCAGUCCAGAGGGUCCUGGGGUCUCGCACACGUCCUUGGUGCCAACUAUGGCUGCGUUGUUUCUGGAUGAAAAUCUGCCGGACGGCACCCGUCUGGAGCCUGAUACCAAGUUCAUCAAAUACUGGAAGAUGAGGAACUCGGGCACUAUCAACUGGACCUCAGAGACUAAGCUAGUGUUCAUGUGGGGAAACCUCGGCCUGGCGUCAGAGGAGAAGAGGGAGGUGCCGGCCCCAAUGCUGCUGCCCGGACAAGUGGGAGUGGUCAGUGUGGCCUUUGUUUCUCCUGUGAUGGAGGGGACGUACACCUCCCACUGGCGGCUGGCGCACUGCGGGUGUCAGUUUGGCCCGCGUAUCUGGUGCAGCAUCGUGGUCGACCCUGGUGACGGUCGCAACGCACUCGGGCAUCAGAGCAAACGACUGAAGGAGGAGGUGAGGCCAGUGGAGAAGGAGAAGGAGGUAAGAACCAAGGACAGCGGCCCUGGCCUGUCUGUAGACCUGAACCAUGAAGACUACUACUUCCCCUCAGUUGACCUGCUGACUGCACAGGAUCUACUGUCAUUUGAGUUGCUGGAUAUAAAUAUUGUGCAAGAGUUGGAGAAGGUUCCUAACAACACUCCUGUGGAUUUGACACCCUGCAUAUCCCCUCUGCCCCAUGAUGCACCAGUGUUGGAGAAGGCCAUCCCUUCAGAGAUAAAAGAGGACACAGAGGUCACAGGGGUCAGAAAACUCUUUGGAGUGAAACUGAGGCAGCAGAGGGAGCUGCUGGAGCCUGUGACCCAGGAAGAGGACAGGGAGGAGGAGAUCAGCGGAGCCCAGUUCCUCUGUGAGACGGUCAUCCGCUCCCUCACCUUGGAGGAAGCCCCUGAUCAUAGACCCCUGCGCAGAGCCCUGCACAGCAGCCACAAACCGCAGGUUGUUUCCCGGGGGCCCAGCUUUUGCUUCGAGAGAGCUGUAGAGGUUGAGAAGACAGAGACGGUGCAAGAAGGGAAUGAGGAGAUCAGUCCCUUUAGAGUUGAGAGUUCAGCUCUGUAUCCCAGUGCAGUUCUCAACCAGAUCACUGGGGAAGAGAAGAUAAGGCCAGUUCUUCUGCUGGAACCAGCGAAUGAAAACCUGCACACCAGUUCCCAUCAUGAUAAAGACCAAGAGGUCACGGUCUUGGAUGACAUGCAGAACAUGAGGGAUAUCCAAGAGAAAGAGGAGGAUGGAACCAAAGGAGAAGACUGGGAGGAGGUCAGCAGCCAGACCUCCUCAGUCUCCUCCUGCGACGAUUACAUCAUUGUCCUCCCAGACUGCUUUGACACCAGCCGGCCUCUGGGCGAGUCCAUGUACAGCUCCGCCAUGUCGCAGCCUGACGCUGCUGUUGUGACCUCAGACGAUCAAGAUGUACAGCAGGAGGAAGAGGAAGACUCCAACUCCGAGCCAGGCACGGUGGCAUCACUGGAAGAAAGGCAGGACAGGACUGAGGUGGAAGACGAUGAGGAUUCACCUGUGGACACAAGGCCGCCACCUGUUCCUCCCAUCCACAGCAGUGUGAACCAGAUGCUGUGUGCCUCCCAAACCCUGGACGCUGUGACACUCACCCCUGAAGUGGUGCCACCACCAGUACUGCCUGACCCCCUGGUUCCCACACCAGCCCUCUACUCACCCAGGUCUGAGGCACUGUACCUGGCUGAGGACCCCAGUCCUCCAGCCUGUGAGACAUAUGAGCCACAACAACCAAGGGUCCACCUAAAUGUAUCAUCUGGUCUGUCAAGAUCAGCAGGCUCAGCAUCCAGUGCCUUUGAGACGUAUAACCCCAGACCCAGCAACGCUUUGCAGCCAAGGGGCCAAGGAGGCAUCACAGAGGGACUCGUCAAGGGGGCCCUAUCUGUGGCAGCGUCUGCUUAUAAAGCUCUCUUUACUGGACCAAACUGUUCAAUACAGCGGGGCAUUGACCCAGCCACCAGACAAGACCCUUCCAUGAUGGCGAUGCUGCUGGAAAUGGGCUUCAGAGACCAGCGGCUCAACCAGCGGCUGCUGAGGAAGCACGGCUACAGCCUGCUGCACACUGUCAAUGAGCUGGUGCAGAUGGCCGAGGACCGCCAGAACAAAGCUGUCAACACUCAGCACUGAGAGAGGGAAAGCUAUGGGUUACCGCGAGGCUGUAAAAGAGUCAUAGGAAAGGAUUUAUUUGGCUUUUAAACGUAACGAUAUUUAGAUUAUGACCUGUGGCUCUCUCUCUGACUUUGAAUUAUUUAAAGAAAAGAUGAGGAAAACCUAUUUAUGAUUCCUGCAAUUGAUGAUUUUCCAAAGGGUGGAUACUUUAUUUGGACCAAGAGUAAUGAUAAUAAGACAACAACAUGAAGCAAAAAUGAAAGAGUAGCAUUUAUUUCUUAAACACUGUUGAUUAGAGUGAAAGGAAUGACUGGCUUCUCUUGCCUUUGCCUUUAAUUUAGCUUCAACAUUUUGAUUAAAUUAACACACUUGUAAAUUAUUAUGAAUAGUGUUUAAAUGCCUUGUUUACCUGGGCCAUAGAGCCCUGCGUGUUGGUGGAAAGGAGCAGGAGCUGUAGUUUUGACAGGACAAAAGUGUGUAUUUCAGCUCUUCAUCUUAGUGUUUUGUGUGGCUGUCGUCGCUGCUUCCUCUGCGCUGAAAAAUAAAUAGGGCUUGGCUAGAUUCUUCUCACAAAUAGAGCGGUGGAAAUAAAUAUUGUUGAUUGUCAUAAAAGGUAGAAAUGUUCUGUGAAGCCAGCUCUCAUUUGGGACAGUGCUACUGAAGCUACAUGGAUAUUCUGGGUGUUGAGGGCCAGCAGUCUAGUCGUCAGAACAACAGAUAUUUAAGACUUUUCUCUAUUAUCGUAGUGAAAUCUGCCUAAACAAUGCAAUCUUUUUCUGUAUCAGAGUACUGUUAUUUUAGACGUUGACAUGUGGAAUGUAUACAAAACUGUCCGAAUGGAUCACUGUUCGGACUCAGAUGUUUUCUACUGCUUUUUAGGAGACCCCUGCAUGACAGGUAGAGGCUUUAGAGGUGAGUCGUGUCCUCGUGGUCUUAGCACAGUCACAGUGGAAAAUGUCCGCUUUGCGUCAUCGUAUAACACCCCUGCCUGCAUUUUUACGUGUCUUCAUUCAGCCACCAACUGAAACCUAGAAACAGUCAUUUAUCACUAAUCCAAGCUAAGAUGUCUCUAACAACACAUUCCUCAAUCUCAUAGUGGAACCAAGUAUAUUUUCUUUCCUUACAUCAACUUUAUGGAAAAUGAUUAUUAGUUUACUGAAAUAUGGUGAUUUGUGGCACGAGUGUGCAGAUCUAAGUUAAUGUACGCCUCUGUUUGAGUUAUUCCUCCUGUGUGUGUUUGUGUGAUUGGGGAUUUUUUUAACCAUAUUUUCUUAUGCUGAUGAUUGUCUAUGUUUUAAAGAAUCAUGCUUUAGAGAAUAAUUCUGAAUAUAUCUACUGCUGUAUGCUUGUCAAAUUAUUCUUCUGUCACAGAGUGUAUACAUUAAAUACCCUUUUACUGUCAAUCCGCCAAUAAACGAUUUGCACAUCUC
Micropterus dolomieu (smallmouth bass) is the source of this 4737-nucleotide messenger RNA. It is a transcript of the gene nbr1a, whose product is annotated as NBR1 autophagy cargo receptor a. The coding region runs from base 113 to 3325 and encodes 1070 amino acids. Gene Ontology annotation, biological process: macroautophagy. The transcript is spliced from 22 exons. NCBI's taxonomy places the organism in Eukaryota, Metazoa, Chordata, Actinopteri, Centrarchiformes, Centrarchidae. Gene Ontology annotation, cellular component: phagophore assembly site. Gene Ontology annotation, molecular function: ubiquitin binding. The record is from RefSeq and is a predicted model, not a curated record.